AUGGCAGUGGCGCUCUCAAUGAAAUUUUCUGUGGCGGUUGUUAUUUUCCGACAAGACCCACUGUAUCUGGGUGGAUCUCCGGCAGCGAUAGUGACUGCACUGUCGGUGGACGGCGACGGGAUCUUCGAUGGAACCGGCGGUCUGGUGUGUGGCAGCGGGUGGCUAGGCAUCGAACGAGGAUUGACAGCGGGUAGAGUACGGACGGCGACCGACCGACGGUGGGUGGCUGGAUAUGGCGAUGGCGGGGCGGCGCUGGGUGAGGUCAGAGAUGGUGGGAGGUGGCUUUGGGCUGGAGUGCCGCCGUCUGUGGCCGUGUGUGUAUGUGUGUGUGAGAGAGAGAGAGAGAGAGAGAGAGAGAGAGAGACCUGUGUGCAUGCGUGA
Molecule: messenger RNA, 381 nt
Organism: Striga asiatica
Lineage: Eukaryota; Viridiplantae; Streptophyta; Magnoliopsida; Lamiales; Orobanchaceae
Source: the annotation of a GenBank genome assembly